CCCGCCGCAUGCUGUCCUCGAGGAAUCGACACAGCCCUGACACUCGCCCACGGACCCCUCCGACAGCCCACCUGCAGCCCGGCGCAUGCUGUUGUAGACUCGACUCUCAUCCACGCUUCUUCCGCGCCCCGCUUCACGCGUGAGCCAUGGUGACGGCUCCAGCUGUUCCUGAGAUCUUUGAGGAGGAGCUGCACUCUGCCAUCGAAGCGCGCUCUGAGACCCUUCAGACCCUCCGAGAAUUAGGCCCUCCAGAUCUCGUCCACCUCAUCAAGCAGCCAGUCAGAGAUGUCAAGAAACAGGUGGGAGUCUACCACCAUGUUACCGGAAUCGACGCGUCGUCCUCGGCCAGUCUGGCAGCCUACAUCAACACCCUGACCUUCUCACCCCACGACAAGCAACACAAGGUUGUCUCUGGCCUGUACUGCUGCUACAAUGCGUUCUCGCGACUGGAUAUGCGCGUGCAAGUGUACAUUCCUGGUACCGUGGAGAGCUACUGCAUCGACGAGCGUGGCGACAAGCGCGUCGCGACGGACGAGUUGUGGCUAGAAACGUACCUGUGCAGCGUGCUCCGCGCAUACUCAUACGCCGACGACGGUUCGGGCGACACAAUCAAGAAAAUCGUCGGCGUGCGGAGAUUCAAUCCCAUUACAAGCACCGAAAGUGAACAUAAGUUUCUGGAUGCAGCAGAGCGCUUGUUCUUCAAUGGCUGGCAACUUGGUUCCGAUCCUGAGAUCCAGGUCCCCAACCUCGUCUCGAACCACCUCACAACCGGGCUUCUUAACUACAUCCAUACCACGGGUCGAUAUGCGUCAGGAAUAAACUUGUUUGAAAAGCUGCGCACCAAGGAUCCCGAGAUAUCAUCCUUAUUAGCGAGGGUAUACAUUGAGGCCGACGAGGAGGUCAAAGCGGUACAAUUGCUGCACGAGGCCAUACAGGAUUUGCCCAUGGACUACUCACUAUUGGAUUGCCAAGCCGAAUUUUGCAACAAGAAGGGACGUGGCGACUUGGCCUUGGAGAUCGCAAAGAGAAGCGUGGUCUCCGCACCCAGCGAGUUUGGAACGUGGGCCCGCUUGGCCGAAAUCUACGUCAGUCUCGAGCAAUGGGAUCUGGCUCUGCUGACGCUCAACUCAUGUCCCAUGUUCACAUACCAGGACAAGGACGCACCGCGGAUGCCUGAGCCGCAGAGAGUCUUCUUGCCAAUCAUGCCCGAAGCAAUCUGCGACGAGAUAAUAGACAGCCCCGUAGAUGACGUCGAGCUCGUGCACCCUACACUCCGCAAGCUCCACGCCGCAGGCUUCAAGGGAACGUUCCUCAAAGCCUACAUGCUCCUCACUGAAAUCACAAAGAAGAUCGGCUGGGACCAGCUGCUCAAGAUACGGAGUCAAGUCUUCGUCAUGGAAGAAGAGUACCGCAACGAGAAGCAGACUGCACCCCACGGCCAGACCACCUCACGUAACGCGAGCGUCACCGCAUUGCGCUCGCCCUCUCCGACACCCAAGACCAAUGGCGAAGUCCAUGGCGAAGUCCAUGGCGAAGUUGAAGAAACCUCAUCUGAUGCGGAGGAGGAUGCGACAAACGGCGGUCCAUCUUCAUCUGCUCCACCUGCACUAGAAAAGCCCUCCCACACGGUCGCUUCCGAGGUCGUCAAGGCCGGCUCCGAGGACCCGCACCCUGUCACACCCUCGAAUCCCAACCAGCAAAACUACACGCACUUCCACAACAAGCGUCUGUGUGAGCGCUGGCUCGACAAUCUGUUCAUGGUACUCUACGAGGAUCUGCGCGUGUAUACGAUUUGGCGCACCGAGAUGGCACAGUACCGAUCGCAGCAGCUGCUAUACAAGAAGUCAGCCGAGGAGUGGGAGAUUCUGGGCGAGCUGGCGGAGAGACUGCAUCACGAGGAGGAGGCGAUCGAUGCGUAUGAGAACUGCUUGCAGAUGAAGUUUAGCCCGAAGGCGAUGAGGGGCGUUCUGAAGCUGGAGGAUGGGAGUGGCGGGAACGUGAGGGAUGUAUGCGGGGCGUUGAUCAGGUUGGUCACGUGGCAGUAUCGGUGGUACUCUGAGUUCUCUCCAAAUUUGCUGUACACCAUUCGCAAACUCAUCGAGGAAGAGGGCGCCGUCAAGAUUAGGAGUAUCAUCCAGGGGACCAGCCUGCCGCAGCAUGUGUUGGAUCUCACGCACCAGUAUGCGGCGUUGUGUGCUGCAUUCAGGAGCAGUGGGAGUGACGGUUGAGCGAUAUAUCAAGGUGCAGGGGGAAGCUUUACGGCCUUCGAAUGUUGCUAAUCACAUCACAACGUCCAUGUGCGGAGAGUUCUGUUCAGCGGACGAGUUGAUAGAGGGAUACCCUGGUACAUGUUUAGUAGGGUAUAAGAACGUUGUGACAUCUGCUGAGGUUUCACGAAAUGGAGCUUAGUGUCCAUUGUCAUGUCAUCGCAGCACAUUUGGCAAUCCGCUGGCCGUAGGCUGACAGUCCGUCAACUUCAUGCACAUUCCUCAUCC
Paraphaeosphaeria sporulosa is the source of this 2495-nucleotide messenger RNA. RefSeq names its product chaps-domain-containing protein. The record is from RefSeq and is a predicted model, not a curated record. Gene Ontology annotation, molecular function: protein binding. Gene Ontology annotation, biological process: Golgi to plasma membrane transport. The transcript is spliced from 5 exons. NCBI's taxonomy places the organism in Eukaryota, Fungi, Ascomycota, Dothideomycetes, Pleosporales, Didymosphaeriaceae. Bases 147 to 2228 code for a protein of 693 amino acids. Gene Ontology annotation, cellular component: exomer complex.